This is a messenger RNA of Zychaea mexicana, 1368 nucleotides long. RefSeq lists its product as uncharacterized. The transcript has 3 exons. Bases 305 to 1072 code for a protein of 255 amino acids. NCBI's taxonomy places the organism in Eukaryota, Fungi, Mucoromycota, Mucoromycetes, Mucorales, Lichtheimiaceae. The record is from RefSeq and is a predicted model, not a curated record. Gene Ontology annotation, cellular component: membrane.
ACAACAACAACAACAACAACAGCAACACUAUCAUCCACAGCAACAACAGCAGCAGCAGCACCACCACCACGACAGCAUUGCAGCAAGCUUGCUUUCGGAAUCCAUCGGUGCAGAUACCGAAAGAGGCGACAGCGGCAGUAUUGCAGGUAAUGGCGGUGCGGGAGGAGUAGGAGGUGGCGGCGGCGCGUGCUGCACGAGCCCAUUCAGAUCGUCAUCACAGUACUGGGCAACAACAACUACUGCCACGACAACGGCUUCCACGACCGCCAAUAAUCUCCAUGACGACCAUCAUUUGUUUUCAGAAAUGCCUUCAUUGCAACUUGCGUUGUUACCAUCGCCACCGUCAGAAACACCCAUGCUGGUACUACCUAUUGCCCUGACUUCGUCGUUUAACUUUAUUGAUCAGCACGAAGAUGACGACGAUGUUGACGGUGGUGCCCCUUACUACUCACAAUGGGAUCCAUGGCCCGUAUACUCGCUCAUGCUCACUGUGCUUCUAGCCGGUGUCGGGUCAGCCAUGAUGAAUGCUCUACUCUAUAUUUAUCUCCAUGACGGACUGGGCUUGCCAAUGCACUUGAUCGGCAUUGUUGGAAUGGUGUCGGUUGCAGCAAGAGCUGCUUCGAAACCUCUCGUUCAUUGGACCCUCCGUCGCUUUCCACUCGUUGCUGUUACCGGAGUCGCACAUGUGAUACUCAUCAUGUGUGCUUUCGGAUAUACCUGGCUGCAGCCCGAUUACAUUUUAUCGCGCUUGGCUGCUGUCAUCUUGCAGAUACUGCAAGGGGCUGCUUUCAAUAGCCUUUGGCUGAUCGCUGUACGCCAAGUAGACUGCGUACUACUAACAGCCGGACAACAUCAGCGUAUGUUGUUGCGGGGCAAGAUGUCGGCGCUGUUCAACAGCCUAGGACCAGCAUUAGGUGCGGUCUUGACGGGCUAUCUAGUGGAUGCAUAUGUCCACGAGAACAUCAUGACCUUUUCCGGCUUUGUUUUUGCAUAUCGUGGCGCCGUUGUAGUGCUUGCCCUGUGCUGGGCUGUGUCCAGGGGGUGGACAGUGGUAGCGGAUGACGAUGCUUAAAUCCUCCCACCACACAGACACGCGAGAGAAGAAAAAGAGGUCGAGCCGCCCUUCUUGUAAUUAAUUAUAACUCAUUUCUCCCACCCCUUCUUACUCCUUUUCCCGAUUUACUUUUCUUUUUCCUAUGUUAUUUUUUUGUGUUGUAAAAGUAUUAUUUGUUAUUGGGUAGAGACGACAGACACAGAUCAAGUGUAUAUAUUUUAUUUUUCGUUUGCUUUUCUUCUUGCUCUUUUAAAUCACCCUAUCUGAUUUGACCAGUUACUAUCAUCUCUCUUUAUAUUGGAUCUUACAGCGCU